AUGCCGUUCCACCACCCCGGAACCUAUGUCCACCACCACGCCGGCCUAACCAAUGUCCCCUGGGUGCUCACAACACAUCUACUCUCCAUCAACUACGAACAGCUGCUACGCGCAACAAGGCAUCCCUUUCUCUCACGCGCCGCCAAUGGCACACUUCCAAAAUCCCUAGUCGCUUCAUGGCUCGCGAAUGAUCUGAUGUAUUUGGAGGGCUACACGAAACUUAAUAGCGAUCUCCUCAAUCAAGUCCGGCUCAAGACCCAAGCAAGUGUAGAGUCAGACAUCGAAACGCGAUUAUUGGCCUGGCUGGAAGCUGGGGUACAGAAUGGAAAGAGGGAAAUCAAUCUCUUCCACGAAGUCGCUGAGAUAUACCAAAUCGACGUGUCCACCUCUGCGUUGCCUGAACAUCUCAAAUUAGAAGGUCUGCGCAGGUACGAAGUAUUGUUCGCAAACGCUGCAGCACAGCAGCCAAAUGCGUUCAUACCGUGGUUGGAAGGGGUGACUUUGCUAUGGGCGACGGAGAAAGUGUAUUACGAGGCUUGGAGGUGGGCGAGACGACAAGACGCUCAGUCUUCACCACGGACAUUCGAGAACGACGAAGAUGGUGGCGCGAUGCGGAGGGAGUUCAUUCCCAACUGGUCGAACCGUGACUUCCUCGUCUUUAUCGAGCAACUUGAGCGCAUUCUGAAUGAAGGGGUUAGUCAGGCGGUAAAUAAGGAUGAAGCGAGAUGGGCGGAGGUCAAGGCACGGACGCAAGCAAUCUGGACGACUGUGUUGGAUGCUGAAGUGGCAUUUUGGCCGGAUGUCCCAGAAACUACAAGUCAGCCAAAGGCAACGGGUGACGGAGUGAAGGGAGAGGUUCAGAAUGGGCAUAUCCUGGCGUAG
Cucurbitaria berberidis CBS 394.84 is the source of this 882-nucleotide messenger RNA. RefSeq names its product heme oxygenase-like protein. The coding region runs from base 1 to 882 and encodes 293 amino acids. Lineage: Eukaryota; Fungi; Ascomycota; Dothideomycetes; Pleosporales; Cucurbitariaceae. The transcript has a single exon. The record is from RefSeq and is a predicted model, not a curated record.